UGGAGGAAACAGCGGUUCACCUCCGGUUCUGAGCGGCGAGAAACGUUGCGGACAAGCGAGGAUCCAGAACCCGCAGCCAAGAGGGUCAGAGUUGAGGAUGAGCACGAGGAAGAGGAGAGCGAAGCAAGAGAUGAGGAUGAGAGGAGAAGGGAUGAAGAGGAGAAGGGAGAUCAUUUUGCUGAUAUGAUGAAGCAUGGCCUCAGUGAGUCAGAUGUUGGCAUUCACAAGUUUAUCAGCGAUCAUGAAGGAUUCUCUGGCAUCUUAAAGGAAAGGUACUCAGACUUUGUGGUCCAUGAGAUUAAUAAAGACGGGAAGAUUGUUGCUUUGGAUGACCUGUCAGUUCCUGCUGAUGUUGAGGAAACGUCCACUGACUGUGAUAACAUCGACAGUCCCGUCCUAACAGAAGAGCAGAAACAACAGCUGACCGAGCUACAACUCUUCAAAAACAAAGAGGGAAAUGUGGCCAUUGAGGUGCUGGAAGACUCGAAGGAGAAGCGCACUCUCUUGCACAAAGAGGUGAAGACUCUGUUUCCAGGCCUGGAGACCAAAACUGAAGAGAGAGAGGGAAAGAGAUUCAUCGUGGCCUAUCACACAGCUGGAAAGAAAGCUCUGUCAGAGGUCAGAAGCUCAGCAGCCCCCCGAAAACAUUCCUGGCCAAAGAAUCGUGGAAGUUUCUGCCAUUUUGUGCUCUAUAAAGAGAACAAGGACACCAUGGAUGCCAUCAACGUCCUGUCCAAGUUCCUCAGGGUCCGACCCAACAUGUUCUCGUACAUGGGCAAAGACAAGCGGGCCGUCACGGUGCAGGAGAUCGCAGUUCUGAAGAUCAGCGCUGAACGAUUAGCUCAUCUGAACAAGUGCCUCAUGAAUCUGAAGCUGGGAAAUUUCUGCUACAAGAAUCGUCCAUUAAAACUGGGAGAACUGCAGGGAAAUCACUUCACUGUCAUUCUGAGGAACGUCACGGGCUCACAGGAGCAGGUGGAGUGUGCCAUGACCUCAUUGAGGGACACAGGCUUUAUCAACUACUACGGCAUGCAGCGCUUUGGGACCACGGCCAUCCCCACGUAUCAGAUCGGCAGGGCAAUAUUACAGAACAACUGGAAGGAGGUGGUGGAUCUCAUCCUGAAACCUCGUCCUGGAGCGGAGAAAGGUUAUCUGGUGAAGUGCAGAGAAGAGUGGGCACGUUCUCAGGACCCAGAAGCUGCUCUGAAGAAACUUCCGGUCAAACGGUGUGUAGAGGGUCAGUUACUGAGGGGACUGGUGAUGUACGGCACUAACAACUUCAUCACAGCGUUUGGACUAAUCCCUCGUAACAACCGCUUGAUGUACAUCCACAGUUAUCAGAGUUACGUGUGGAACUCGAUGGUCAGCAAACGUGUGGAAGAGUUCGGUCUGAAGGCAGUAGGGGGAGAUUUGAUACUCAAGGGGGGCAGCGCUUACGUGUUGUCAGAUGAUGAAGCUGAGAAACGCUCUAUUCAUGAUGUGGUGAUGCCACUCCCCGGGUUUGAUGUCAUCUACCCCACUCACAGCGUGGGUCAGUGCUACAGAGAGAUGCUGAGCGCUGAUAAUCUGGACAUCAGUAACAUGAGACACAAAGUUCGUGAUUAUUCUCUCGCCGGCGCUUACAGAAGAGUGGUCAUACGGCCCAGUGACGUCCGCUGGGAGUUGAUUCAUUAUGACGAUCCACGCGUGCCUCUCGUUCACACAGAUGUGGAGAAACUAGAAAACAGACCGGCUCCAGUUUACCUGAAAGAGGGGAAAUAUCGAGUGCUUAAGAUGGAGUUUUCACUGCCUUCCUCUACGUAUGCCACCAUGGCCAUCAGAGAGGUUCUGAAGAUGGACACCAGCAUAAAAAAUCAGACUCGGCUCAACACCACCUGGUUUAAUUGACCAAUCACAUUGACCCUCUGCCACAUUUGCGUGUAUAUAUUAUUUCUUCUCCACAUGUCUUUGAUGAGCUAAAAAUGAACCGUUGCUUUGUAUAAACGACUGAAAAUAAAAUGAACCGUAGGAGGUG
This is a messenger RNA of Triplophysa dalaica, 2014 nucleotides long. RefSeq names its product pseudouridine synthase 7 (gene pus7). Gene Ontology annotation, biological process: pseudouridine synthesis. The record is from RefSeq and is a predicted model, not a curated record. Gene Ontology annotation, cellular component: nucleus. Gene Ontology annotation, molecular function: pseudouridine synthase activity; RNA binding. Lineage: Eukaryota; Metazoa; Chordata; Actinopteri; Cypriniformes; Nemacheilidae.